Messenger RNA from Penicillium griseofulvum, 720 nucleotides. RefSeq lists its product as uncharacterized. NCBI's taxonomy places the organism in Eukaryota, Fungi, Ascomycota, Eurotiomycetes, Eurotiales, Aspergillaceae. The record is from RefSeq and is a predicted model, not a curated record. The transcript is spliced from 3 exons. The coding region runs from base 1 to 720 and encodes 239 amino acids.
AUGUCGCACUUCUGGAUUACAAGGUCGGGGGUAGCAACAUUCGGCAAGAUUUCGACAGCAGCAUCUCUAGCUGGCACAGCGGGCUGGCAGUUAUGGACAAUGAAUUGCUAUUUCGAGCCUUUUGGACCGAAAAAUGAUCCUCUGUUCCAGAGCCAAUAUUUCAAGCAGCACAAUCCUGGAAAUCAUCCUUCGUUGAACGACUCUUGUGUGCGAAAGGUGCCGCUAUCCCAAAUCCCACCUGAGUUAAUUGAUGAUGCCCUUAAUGGUGGUUCCAAGCUCACCGAGAGGUUCUGCGCCGGCGUAUGGGGCGGUUACGGAUAUGCCAUCCAGCGGAAGAUAUUGGCUCGACUGGGAAGGGAUGACUCCAACAAGGAAUCGGUGCUGUGGGAUAAGAAGCAGCUACUGAGCAGUACCUAUGAAGAAGGGACCAAUGUAACUGAUCACUUCAUCGUCUCUGGGAAGACUCCUAGAUCCAUCAUCUUGUGGGGAGCUCAGUCUCCAUCGGAGAAUCACGGGGUACCUCGGGACAUGGAAAAUAUCGCCGAAAUUACCACCGAUAUCGAUCUCGACCGGGGCGUGGCCGAGUUCAGGCUGAAGAACAUCUUUUACAACGGCGUGGAGCGAACGACGAAAGCACUGUUUCCGCCGCCAAUCGUGUGGCUGCAUUUUCAGUACUGCAAAUUAUUAGUUGAGGCGGGAGUAAGCCACUGCAGGGUGUAG